GCCGCAUGUGUUCCGCGUGAAGAGGAAGAGGAAGAGGGAGCGGUAGGUACAAACACUGACCGGGGGACAUGUUUGGGUUGUUCAGGAAAAGUAAGCCGGUGAAAAUACGGAGUUGUAGUGAAAACACAAAGUAUGGAGUUGCAGCCAAAGAUCUGAAGGAGCUAAUGAAAAAGGCCUGCAAGACAUUACAGGUGCCACUGGUUGGUGCUCACGUUUGUUUGUAUUCUGAUGGGACCAAAGUGACGGAGGAGUUUUUCCUGACUCUCCCUGACCACACUGAACUUGUUCUUCUUUCCAAAGGGCAGACGUGGAGCGGGGUUGUGUGUGACAUUGGCAAUUUACUGAACACAGACCGACACGCAGAUGGACUCAUCGAAGCAGCAAAGGUCCUCCUGUCUGACGAGCAGUCUCCCAAGAGACGUAAAAUCCUGACCGACCUGCUGCAGAACCUGGAGGACAGAUCUGAGCUGGAGAGCAGAGAGGAGGAUGAAGAGUGGUUCAAAGGUGUCGACACUCGAUUCAAGACAAAGUCUGCCUACAUGAAAUUUAACUGUGAAAGCAGGAUACGAGGUUACAUGAAGGAGGUGGAUGAUGCCACCAAAACCAUUCAGAAGGCCAAAGACAGGGCGGAGUUCUUGAAAGCAUCAACAUGUCUGGCAGAAAAGCUGAAAGAAGCGAAAUACAACGGCUGUUACUUUGACAGGACUGGAAAGGAGCCAGAUCGCCUCUGCACUCAGGAGGGGUGGUUUACCUGCCAGGGCUCAUUUGACCAGGACGUGUGUCAGUCUCUCCACUCCAUCAAUCCCUACGGCAGCCGAGAGAGCAGGAUCAUAUUCAGCACGUGGAAUCUGGACCACAGGAUAGAGAAGAAGAGGACGAUCAUUCCCUCUCUGCUGGAAGCUCUCCAAAAUCACAAGACCGCCGACGUCAACCUGACCUACUUCUACCACCUGCUGUUCACCAGGGAAAACCUGAAGCUGGUUCACAUCGUGUGCCACAAGAAAGGAGCUCACAACCUGCUGUGUGACGCCAAGAAGAUUUAUAGAGCCGCCAGGAACACAGACAAGAGAAAUCUGAGAGCCAAAGGCAAGAAGAGGCCGUUAACUUAAAAUACACUGAAAAAGUUCUUUAUAAUUUAUGUUGAUGAGCUGUGAUGAGUGCUGUGAAUAAUUCUCUCAGGUCCAUGUAGCAGGAUCACAUCAACAACAAGGUGACUUUACCUUUUUUACCUCACUAUCAUGAUCAUCUUCUUUCUGAACCAGUGCACCCUGCAGAGCUUUAACACAGACUAACAGAGGUUAGUUAGACGUGAGCAAUAAUUACACUUCAUUUGAAAUCAUGAAAAACAUUUAUUUGAUCUUUGUGUUGGCACAAUGCAUGAACUGAUUACAAUGACAGCUCACUGUACAGUAGAGUGCUGAUAUUCUGUCUGGACCCUGUUUUGUCUGAACCUGACCCGAGCCCGAUGUUAAAAAAAUCAAGACAGCCCGACGUGAACCAACCAAAAACCCAAACAUCAUUUCAAAGGUUUUGUCAGAACCCAUUGGGGUAUCCACACUCUACUGUACAAGGCAUUCGCUAAGUCAAAAAGGUUGCAUAGAAGAAUAUGAAAAGCAUUUUGCAUAAAUAGGGCUGUAAAAAUAUAUAUACAUUUUCUUGGGCAGUCAGAACAAUCAGCUAUAUACAAAAUUUAUAACAGACAACUCUUGCAUUUACUAUAAACCUCUAAUUUAAAGGACUACAUGGCAGUUUCAAGGUGCAGUUUCAGUAAUGAUACAAAACUGACAACUUUUGUAUCAGAAACCUCAAACAUUUAAAAUCAUAUUUUUUUAAACAUUUAAUAUGUAAUUGUUAUUUUUGCAAAUAUGAACCAAACAGAAACGAUGUCAGUUUAAAUUAGCUGCAUUGAUAUGCAUUUAUACAGACGGGUGCAUUGUGUUAAUAAGCUGCCACAAAUAACUGAGCACAUGAUGAAUUAAGGAGGAUCAUGAGACACUUGGUGAAUAAUGAGCUUUCUGCAGAAAAGUACUGACUUCAACGUCAAAAGUGAAUUUAUGAUAUUAAAUGAUAUAAUUUUGAAACUGUA
Messenger RNA from Paralichthys olivaceus (Japanese flounder), 2086 nucleotides. RefSeq names its product DNA fragmentation factor, beta polypeptide (caspase-activated DNase) (gene dffb). Gene Ontology annotation, cellular component: cytoplasm; nucleus. Gene Ontology annotation, molecular function: DNA endonuclease activity. Lineage: Eukaryota; Metazoa; Chordata; Actinopteri; Pleuronectiformes; Paralichthyidae. Gene Ontology annotation, biological process: apoptotic DNA fragmentation; apoptotic process. The record is from RefSeq and is a predicted model, not a curated record.